Molecule: messenger RNA, 1518 nt
Organism: Mycosarcoma maydis (corn smut)
Lineage: Eukaryota; Fungi; Basidiomycota; Ustilaginomycetes; Ustilaginales
Exons: 2
Source: RefSeq, a predicted model, not a curated record
CGCCAGACCACGACGUUUUGGCUUGUGUUGAUCAGUACCAGCAGCAGUGCGGCCGAUUUUGUCAAGCAUGCCCACCGUAACGUGUUAUCAUUGGCACUGCCUAUUUUCAUCGGCGUUAGUUUUGACGUGCUGCUUUCACAGCAACCCAGCCUUUCUUGCGCCUCGCAAGCUUCUGCGGACUCUCACAUCAUUUACUACGGACGACCGCUGUGGAUUCAGACAUUCAGUUCUGGAAGCCUCUGGGUGAUGGCCAACCACAAAUUGAUGGGUGGCGAAGACUUUGCCAUCCGCAAGACCGCCCACUGCUUCAGCAUCUUGGCGUCUCGUCUCGCGCUAAGCCUUUCGCCGACUGAAUCGCCAAACUCGGAACUCUUUGCAAGACAGAAGCAAUUCGUCGACAGCACAGUAGAUCGCCACAUGCGCAUUGUCACGCAUGUUACCAGCGAGGGUGUCAUGCACGUUGAAUCUCCAUCAGAGCCUGUGCUAGCCAUCGCUGCUUCCAAUAUCAUGCUGGCUCCCUACCUCCAGUCAGCUGAGAAAGCGAGAGGCUACACGUACGCAGACAUCCUCAAGAAAUUUCAGCAAGAAUGCUUGCUCAACCCCGAUGUUGCCUUGCUGAAGGGCAGUUUCGGUGAACUUGCCUCGCGGAUCAUCUUGAUGGUUGCUUGCGACGCCGUGAAGCGCAAAAAAAUCGAACAAACCGAGCCAAAGGAAUCGUCGGACACCCAACACGUGGGCGCCAGCAUCUACGCCAAGCCCACGUCUACGAUGCCGGCUCGCGCACCGAACGGCAUGCAAUUCCAAUCAGAGAUCAGUUGCAGUCGGCUUCCGCUACUGCUGCCGAUGUGGAUCAACUUUACGCAUUUCGACUUGCUUCCCGAAGCGAUCAACAAGAUAACACCCGAAUUUCUAUGGCACUGCUGGAAGCGUGGAGUAGCCGUGCAAAUGGCGCACACACAGCAUGGCAUCGAUGGCAUCAUCCCGGUCUUCGUAGGUCAUCUCGACCGGCCCUUCGUUGAUGGUUCAUCCACCGAUGCCUCUAACAUCACUCUUGAGCCCAGAGAGGGCGAGAGGCACGCUGCGCGCUACAUGACCUACAUUGCCUGGGAAGCAAAGAACCGAAGGGAUCCACAGAGCACCACGGUCCCUGCUAGUUCAGCGCCUGUCGUUGCUGGACCGGUGAUCAAGAGCGCCUCGAUGGCACCGCCAAACGAGAAGCCACUGACCGAACAGGCUCUGUUGAUCGUGCUUUUCGACCUUGGCACAAGCACCGGGUUCAAGAAAGCGCAAGACGGCUCUCGACCGCAAGUGACGCCUAUUACCGGUCAACAGUGCCCUCGGCUGUGCAUUCGGGGUUUGCUCGGCCCGCACGCUUACCCCUGUCUCGACCUUUUCGAGGCCCGUUCAACCUUGGUGGACAUUCUGUCGUCUAGCUCUGAUCCCGCACCAAACCCUCUCAACAUCAUCAAAAAGCCCAUGUGGAAUGAGCGCAUCCAGCCCGAGUCGGAUUCCAUUUAG